Paramecium tetraurelia is the source of this 2359-nucleotide messenger RNA. RefSeq lists its product as uncharacterized. Lineage: Eukaryota; Ciliophora; Oligohymenophorea; Peniculida; Parameciidae. The transcript is spliced from 5 exons. Gene Ontology annotation, biological process: cilium assembly. The record is from RefSeq and is a predicted model, not a curated record. Gene Ontology annotation, cellular component: ciliary basal body; centriole; ciliary tip.
AUGAUGAAUAACAACAAUCGGAAACCAUAAUCAUCAAAGGAUACGAGAAGUAAAGUGAACUCCGGGGUGAAUCGGAAGAAUGAGAGUCCUUAAAAAAGAGUGCAAUCAGCAGCUGAUAAAUCGGUUGACUCAAGUGGAAAUCUAACAGAACAACUGAAUAUUAUAGUGUAGGAUUACUUGUUAAGAUCUAAUUGUAUUAAAACAUUAGAGCAAUUCAAAAUUGAAUCACAAUUCGCAACCGAACAAAGUAAUGAAACCGAACAUAUAAUUUUGGGGCAUUUCGAUAGAGGAGAAAGAGAUAAGUUUUUCGAAUCUUGGAGUCGAUACAUCCCUAUUUCACAACGUCAAGACCAUGAUUCUUGGAAAUUAGAGUUCUACAUAUAGAUCUAUUUCUUUAUCUAUCCUAUUCAUCCAUUGUUCAAGAGGAAAGGCUAGAUUGAUAAGUAUUCGAUAAAUCAAUUGAAAACCUACCUCGACACAAAAGGAGGGGAUUUAUCGAAAACAAAUGAAGUUCUUUCAUUCUAUGCAUUGCCAUAUGUAAAAAAUCCAUAAACCCAUCCAUCCUUCUAGCAUUUAUUCACUCAUGAAUGGGUAUCAGAUUUGAGAAUAAAAUUGAAGGAAUUUAUUUAAUCCAUCUAUGGAUCAGAUCAACAUGGUAGUGUUUUAAAAAGAUUGGUUUUAUCGAAGGAAGGAUCCACGAACAAUCAACAAUAAAUUGAUCAAAAACGUGUUAUAGAAAUGAAAUAAUUGCAACAAGAAAACUUCGAACUCAAAAAGAAGAAUAAUCAAUAGAUUUAGGCAUUAUAAGAAUUAAAUCAUCUAGCCUAAAAAAAUUUAACGGAAGCUUAAAAAAAAUGGUUCUCUUUGACAGGAGAAAUGUUGAAGAUGCAGAAAGAGAUGCUCAAAUACAUAGAAAGCAAUAAGAAAAUACCUGAACAGGUUCAACAAUUCAAAAAGAAGAUUACUUCCUAUGACAAGUUCUUUAGUUAGAAUUUGGAAGACUUGGUGAAUAAGUCCGAGGACAUUUCUCUGUUUAAUAACAUAACCUAACCAGAUCAUGACCUAUCUGAAAUUACCAAUUAGCAAUAGAUCAAUCCAGUUCAACAGUCAAUCGAGGAGUACAUUCCUUUAAAUUAUGGUAAAAUCAUUUAAUUGUUCACAAAGUCUCAGAAUUCAGUAUUGAUAGCAACUGUAUUGCAAGCAUUGAGGUGGAGAAUUACCAGAGCUAGAAGUGCUUUGGAGAGGAGAUCUGUUGUGGUUGCUUAUUAAACUCAUGAUUUGAUAGGAACUCAUUAACGCAAUAUCAUUUUAGCUUAGCAUUUAAUGUUCAAAGCAGCCCCUGUGAUCUAAUGUUAAACAUUAAAAUUAAUGAAUGCAUUGGCAUCAGAUUACGAUGGUAGAACUUAUUUAAUAUCCAAUUCUCAACUCAUUAAGUUACUAAUUGAAUUAAUCAAAAAAGAUUAGACAGAUUCAAUAAAAAGGAAAAAUGCCAUAGGAACUUUAUAAAAAUUAUCGUUAAGGAAAUAAAGCCAAAUUUGGAUGCUUGAUAACGAUAUCAUUUAUGUGGCUUUGACUAUCUUAUAAAGAAAAUUUAAUCUUAGUGAAUACACCUAUGAAUACAUAACUGCGUUGAUUAUGAAUUUAUCCUUGAGUUCAAGAGGUCGUGAUGCUUUGUCUAUGAAUAAAGAAUUAGCUUUUGAAGUGCUGUUUGAAUUAAUUGAAUAUCCCAAUGAUUAGAUUAGGACCUUUACUAAUGGAACAUUUUAUUCAAUGUUUAGUAGGAGAGAACUGAGAGAUUAUGCAUAUUAACUGAACAUCCCUCAAGAAUUACCUAAGUUAUUGUCGAUUAGCGAAGAGAGAUUCAAGAAAUAAAUUUAAUAUAUGAUUGAACAAUUAGAGAGUAAUGAAGACGAUUAUGAACAGUCAUAAUUGGAGGAGGAUAAUGAUGUGGAUGAUUUAGAAGAUGAUGAAGAAUGCCCAGUGGACGAUGAGGAUGAAGAUGAUUUAGACAACAAUGAAAUGGUUGUUGGAGAAGAAUUAUUGAAGAAUGAAUUUGCAUUAGAUAACGAACAAGCAGAAUAACAAAGACAAUUGAUGGAAUCCAUAAUGCAGAAAGAGUUGCAGUAGAGAAGUAUCUUUUAAGAGCAAUUGAGGGAUUCUCAACUAGAGAAAAUGCCUAUUGGAUAAGGUCCAUUCAUAGCUGAUAGUCUAGCAUAAAUUAAUCCUAAUCAAAAACAAGUGUAACCAUAAGCCUAGGCUUUCGUAUCCAGACCAAAAAUACCUAGAACUCCUCCCAUUUAAUAAUAUUAUUAAAAUUGAUAUAAAUUGAAAAUAUAAUAUACUGAAUUUUGAUAAUUUA